GUGCGCAUGCUCAGAGUUGGACAGCUCCAGAGAGGGAAAUUUAAAAACGGUUCGAGCUGCGACGGUGGCCAAAUUGCAGACAGCGAGGGGCGAGCGCAAGGGAGUCCCCCUGCUGCAGCGCUGCCCGCCCCCAGCCAACCCAAGACCUGCUCCAGGAAAUGAUAGAAAGUGACAUCCGAUCCAGAAUGUCAGGAAUGAUCAGAAGCUCAGGGCACAGCCAUCACAGCUGUCCACAGGAAUACAGGCUCCUGCCUCCCAUGGGUGAUGAUGACCUCCCUGGGGACCUUCAGUCAUUGUCGUGGCUCACGGCUGUGGACGUGCCCCGGCUGCAGCAGAUGGCAAAUGGGCGGAUAGACCUGGGCAGCGCUGGUGUGUCACAUCCACACCCAGGUGCCUUGACUGGAACAGCAGACCUGCAUGUGGGUGCGGCCCCACGUCCCCUGCUCCGUAGCCAGACUGCCAUGGUCCCCAGAGGCAUGCUGGGCUUGAGCCCCAUAGGCAGCCACAGAACCAGCGCUGAGCAGAUGAACCAGUUCCCCAUAGGAGGCCAGUCAUCAUCGGGCCUCCAGGAAAUACCACAGCUGUACUCUCCGGCUACCCAAAUCCAGUUCCCUCUGCCUCCAGGGUCCCAGCAGUGCCCUCCUGCCGGCCUCUAUGGCUCUCCGUUUGCAGCUCGGCCUUCCUACCCACAGGCCCACAGGGCAAUGCACUCAUCUCAGGAGCCACACCCCAAACACUAUCCCAAGCCCAUCUAUUCCUACAGCUGUCUGAUCGCCAUGGCCUUGAAGAACAGCAAGACAGGCAGCCUGCCCGUGAGUGAGAUCUACAGCUUUAUGAAGGAGCACUUCCCCUACUUCAAGACAGCACCUGACGGCUGGAAGAACUCCGUGAGGCACAACCUGUCCCUGAACAAGUGCUUCGAGAAGGUGGAAACCAAGUCCAGUGGCUCCUCACGCAAGGGCUGCCUGUGGGCCCUGAACCUGGCACGCAUCGACAAGAUGGAGGAGGAGAUGCACAAGUGGAAAAGGAAGGACCUCGCAGCCAUACACCGCAGCAUGGCCAACCCCGAGGAGUUGGAUAAGCUCAUCUCAGACCGCCCGGAAAGCUGCCGGCGUCCUGGAAAACGAGGGGAGCCUGAAGCCCCUGUGCUGACUCACGCUACCACGGUAGCCAUGGCCCACAGCUGCCUGGCCAUCUCCCAACUCCCACCGAAGCCACUGAUGACCCUGUCCCUGCAGUCAGUCCCCCUGCACCACCAGGUCCAGCCCCAGGCACAUCUGGCCCCCGACUCCCCGGCCCCGGCCCAGACCCCACCUCUUCAUGCCCUGCCCAACCUCAGCCCAGGGCCUCUCCCCCAGCCAGCCGUGGGUAGGGUUCCUGGAGACUUCCUCAACAUCAGCACUGACGUGAACACAGAGGUGGAUGCCCUGGACCCCAGCAUCAUGGACUUCGCUCUACAGGGUAACCUCUGGGAGGAGAUGAAGGACAGUCUCAGCCUGGACGCACUGGGGGCCUUUGGAGACUCCCCACUUGGCUGUGACCUGGGACCCCCAAGCCUGACCCCUGUCUCUGGCAGCGGUGACCAGUCCUUCCCUGAUGUGCAGGUGACAGGUCUCUAUGCUGCCUACUCCGCCGCAGACAGUGUGGCCCCAUCGGUGGGCAACUCUGCACCGUACCUGGGCACACCCGGGAACAAGCCCAUUGCUCUGCUUUGAGCUGCUGGCCUGGAAGAAAGGCACCUUGGCUGCGCCACA
Messenger RNA from Mastomys coucha (southern multimammate mouse), 1754 nucleotides. It is a transcript of the gene Foxn4, whose product is annotated as forkhead box N4. NCBI's taxonomy places the organism in Eukaryota, Metazoa, Chordata, Mammalia, Rodentia, Muridae. The record is from RefSeq and is a predicted model, not a curated record. Gene Ontology annotation, biological process: regulation of DNA-templated transcription. Gene Ontology annotation, molecular function: DNA-binding transcription factor activity; cis-regulatory region sequence-specific DNA binding. The transcript has 10 exons. The coding region runs from base 159 to 1715 and encodes 518 amino acids. Gene Ontology annotation, cellular component: nucleus.